Messenger RNA from Meriones unguiculatus (Mongolian gerbil), 2075 nucleotides. RefSeq names its product sulfotransferase 1C2. Gene Ontology annotation, biological process: sulfation. The coding region runs from base 350 to 1240 and encodes 296 amino acids. NCBI's taxonomy places the organism in Eukaryota, Metazoa, Chordata, Mammalia, Rodentia, Muridae. The record is from RefSeq and is a predicted model, not a curated record. Gene Ontology annotation, cellular component: cytoplasm. The transcript has 10 exons. Gene Ontology annotation, molecular function: sulfotransferase activity.
UUGGCUAGGGACAGGCUGUUUGGAGCAAAAGGCAGAAUGUACAGGCUUUGGGCUCUUUCUAUUUGAAUCAUAAGUGUGGCUACACCCUAGUCAUUGCCCAUUUAGACUUUCUGUCAGACUAGGGAGAAGCUCAAGCAUGGAGCUCUGCUAUAAAGCCAGGAGCCAUAGUGGGAUGUACUUUUGUACUCACUGAACACUGAGCAGUCCAGCCUGGGGAUUACUGACAACUACAACUUGAAGCUCCAGUAGCACCAGAUGCCUCCAUCCUCCUGCUGCACCUCCUUCUUGAAAGGUUCUACCCUGUGGGCCUCCAAUACAGCAGGGAUUGGACCCUCCACCUUGAGACACUAUGGCCCUGACACCAGAAUUGAACAAACAAACAAAACUGAAAGAGGUAGCAGGGAUCCCCUUGCAGGCUGCAACUGUAGACAACUGGAGGCAGAUUCAGACCUUCAAGGCCAAGCCAGAUGACCUCCUUAUUUGUACUUACCCUAAAUCAGGAACAACAUGGAUUCAAGAAAUUGUGGACAUGAUUGAGCAGAAUGGGGAUGUGGAGAAGUGCCAGCGAGCCAUCAUUCAACACCGACAUCCUUUUAUUGAGUGGGCACGGCCACCCCAGCCAUCAGGUGUGGAUCAAGCCAAUGAGAUGCCAGCUCCAAGAAUACUAAGGACCCAUCUUCCCACUCAACUGCUGCCACCAUCUUUCUGGACAAAUAACUGUAAGUUCCUUUAUGUGGCUCGAAACGCAAAAGACUGCAUGGUUUCCUAUUACCACUUCUAUAGGAUGAGCCAGGUGCUCCCUGAUCCAGGCACCUGGGACGAGUAUUUCGAAACCUUCAUCAAUGGAAAAGUAAGUUGGGGAUCCUGGUUCGACCAUGUGAAAGGAUGGUGGGAAAUACAAGACAGACACCAGAUUCUCUUCCUUUUCUAUGAAGAUUUGAAGAGGAACCCAAGGCAUGAAAUCCAGAAGGUGAUGCAGUUCAUGGGAAAGAACUUGGAUGAAGCAGUGCUGGAUAAAAUUGUCCAGGAGACAUCAUUUGAGAAAAUGAAAGAGAAUCCUAUGACAAAUCGUUCUACAGUCCCCAAGUCUAUCCUGGACCAGUCCAUUUCUCCUUUCAUGAGAAAAGGAACUGUGGGGGAUUGGAAACACCAUUUUACUGUGGCUCAGAAUGAGAGGUUUGAUGAAAUCUAUAGACAAAAGAUGAAAGGAACUUCUAUAAACUUCUGUAUGGAACUCUGAUCAAGAUGUGCAAGUAGACAUCAGGAACACGGAGGCUGUCGGCAAGCCACACCCAGCGAAAAGAAGUCCUGAAGCAUGCUGUAAAUGUCAAGAAUCGUAGUCCAGACUCUGCCAUUAUUAACAUCACAUUACAAUUUUAUAAAAGCAGAUCACGUCCAAUCUGUAAUUUCUCCAUUACUCACUGCAAAUCAGUAAAACAGGUUUAUUAGCUAAGGAAAACGUAAAACUUGAAUACUAUGACUUUUAAGUUUGCAUUAUGCUAGAAGGUGUAGUCUAGAUUCUGACUCUGAAAUAACUACCUUAAGCACAACCACACAAAUUUCACAGGUCACCUAUACGAAUGUACAUGAAAUUCCUGAUGUCUUCCUGCUCAAUCAGAUUUUGCCUGGUUACAAUGAGAAGAAUCAAUUUGUGGACAACGUGUUGCAGCCUUCCCAUGGGAACAUGUUCUACUUGGGAAAAAGAAAAUGAGGGAAGGACCAAGGAAAUGUUAGAAAUCCAAACCUUAACAAAGGGAAUCCUAGUUCUGGGUCAUAAAAGAAACAUAAGGAAGGCAAGAGAGGGGCCUUUGGGAAAGCCGAAUUGUGCCUCGAUAAAAGCAGAAUGGAGGCAUGGUGCUCAGCUUGGAGCCAAUUGAGUUUUGAUCCACUGUCAUCUCUUCUAAUGAGCAGCUUGUAACCAAACAAAAUGUCCCUUUUACCUAGUUUUCACUUUUGCCCAUGUGAGUUCACUCUGUCUGUAUUUGCUUGCCAGCACAUUCUUCUCCAUCUCUCACUAGUUCUGUGUCUUACUCCCAGUACUGAAGGCAGUGUGGGGAACAGUGUGUUGGUGUGAA